This is a messenger RNA of Nerophis lumbriciformis (worm pipefish), 1995 nucleotides long. NCBI's taxonomy places the organism in Eukaryota, Metazoa, Chordata, Actinopteri, Syngnathiformes, Syngnathidae. The record is from RefSeq and is a predicted model, not a curated record.
AUGGAGUCCAAGUGCGACGCUUCCGAAGACGACUGGGACGACAACCGGAGGCGCUCUGUCAGCAGCAGGAGGAGCCGAGGGUCCUCCGUGAAAAGGCAAAAGCACUACAGGAACUAUCGAGACAGCGCCAAGGAUGAAAAAGUCCUCACUAAAAGCGAGCGGUACCAUGCCGACCCGGACCACGCGUCAGACGGGGACGGCAAGGGGGCGUGUUACUCCGAUGAUUACGAGUCGGACCGCUCGUUGUCGCCGUAUAACAGAGCUCAAACUCUAUCGCCGACGCCGCCUCCGAGGACAACAAAUCUGAUUUCCAGUAGUUCGCCCUACAACACAACAAUGGAAAGGCGGGUUCGAGCCCGUCCGCCGCAUCCCGCCCGGAGUCGUGCGUCGCGCUCGCACAGCAAAGAGUCCCUCCCUCCGAAGGAUUUGGACCCUUUGACCCGGCAAAUGUUGUCGGGCCGUUUGCUAAAGAUCAACGAGUUGCGAAACGUUCACGCCGAGCUGCAGCUGCGCAUGGUGGAGCUGCAGAAGGAGAAUCGGAUUCUCAAGCAGCUUCAGACCCGUCAAGAAAAAGCGCUCCAGAACUACACGGACGCCGAGAGCAAAAUCUCUCAGAUGUUGUCGUGCCAUGCCAACGAGACGCACGCGUUGCGCGAGCGUCUGCGGCGCACGCGGGAGCGCGAACACGCCGCCGAGCGCCGUCUCAAGGAGAAGGAGGAGCAGCUGCUGAGGAGUCACGCAACCCUGGGACGCAUGAAGAAGCUGGUGGAGCAGCGAGAACUGGGCGCGCGAGAGGAUCUCAGUUCCAAGUUGGACCAGGAGAGGGCGCGCACGCACCAGGCCGAGCUAAAGAUUAAGGAACUGGAGAAGAGCAUGGAGCUGAACCAACACAGCUACCAGAGGCAGCUGGCUGCAGAGAAGAAGAAGAUGUACAUCGCGCAGGAAGAGAUCAGGAAUCUUCAAAAGGAACUGGAGCAAUUGACUAAUAAACUCCGGGAAAAAGAACGAGAACUGGAGACUAUGAAUAUUUACGCUCACCGAAUAGGGAAAAUCUCGCCGAGAAAAGUGUCGGAGCCUGACAGCAAACAAAAACCCAACAGCAGGACAAACAAAGCGGUGCAGACGUACGAUCGGAGCAGCAGCCCCGAGUUCCCUUCUCCGCCGCCGCCCACCUCCGCGGAGGACAGCGAUCCGGCGCCUGACGGCUACCUGUCGCUCAAGCAAGUGGACGUGGUAGACAGCGGACCGAAACCGGACGAGGAACAGCAGAAGAAAAUAAGCGAAGACCUAAAAAGCUCAAAGGAAGUGAAGGAGACUGACGAGGAACAACAAAAGAACAUGCAGGAAGUUGUUGAUAUGAAGCUCAAAAUACUAAAAGACGAUUGGGAAAACGAAGCAAAGGGAGAUUUCGUCAGCUUCCUGAGCAAUUCGCUUAAGAGCGCCCGAGAAGAAACGGACCGCCGGAGGUCCAAUCAGGAUGGUGUGGACACAGGCGAAUCGCGUCGCAAGAAAGACCAGCUGCUAGCCAAGAUGCGCGAAAUCGACCUUCAGAACGACAGCCCCCGUUUUGUGGACUCGCGCGAUUCCAGCAACGAGACGCCGUCCCGCCGGCGGAGCCUGCGGUCGCUCAGGUCCGACGAAGAGCCGCUUUUCGGAAGCUACGCGCCGGCGUUCGGGAGCCCCCGCCAAAACGCCACCGGGGACGACGGCGGCCACGCGCUGGAGGCCAUCGGCGUCUUUAGUCUUAAAACGACAGAAGCCGAGGAGAAGAGCAAGAAGUCGGCGCUCAUGCAGCAGCUGUUCGGAACUUUGGCGGGCGAUGCACGUAAAACGGAGCUGCUGGACGAAGUGGCCAGCGGCGACAUUAGCGCACGUGGUGGCUCGCGAGCGUCGGGACGCUUCGGCUAUAGCGCGCCACGCCACGUGGUGGACAGUCGGCCCGUCAUUCGUGCUGUGGCGUCCUUCGACGAGGACAUUGAAGAGCUGACGCUGUAG